Pteropus alecto (black flying fox) is the source of this 757-nucleotide messenger RNA. It is a transcript of the gene RBP1, whose product is annotated as retinol binding protein 1. Gene Ontology annotation, molecular function: fatty acid binding. Gene Ontology annotation, biological process: fatty acid transport. The record is from RefSeq and is a predicted model, not a curated record. The transcript has 4 exons. Bases 28 to 558 code for a protein of 176 amino acids. Gene Ontology annotation, cellular component: cytosol; nucleus. NCBI's taxonomy places the organism in Eukaryota, Metazoa, Chordata, Mammalia, Chiroptera, Pteropodidae.
GCUAAGGGGGGAGGAGCGACGGCUACAAUGGAUCCUCCUGCGGGCUUUGUGCGUGCUCGGAAUCCAGCUGUCGCCGCCCCACGGAGCCCCCUGCCCCCGCAGGGCGCACAUUUCCCGGCCGCCCACCAGCCGGGUCGCAUCGGUGGCCGCUGCCCCAGCAGAGCCGAGAGCCGUUCCCGCCCGCUUCGUGGCCGUCCGGCCCCGGUUGCCCCCCGAAAUGCCGAUGUCAAUGUGGCCUUGCGCAAAAUAGCCAACUUGCUGAAGCCAGACAAAGAGAUCGUGCAGGAUGGCGACCACAUGAUCAUCCGCACGCUGAGCACUUUUAGGAACUACAUCAUGGACUUCCAGAUUGGGAAGGAGUUUGAGGAGGAUCUGACGGGCAUAGAUGACCGCAAGUGCAUGACCACUGUGAGCUGGGAUGGGGACAAGCUCCUGUGUGUGCAGAAGGGUGAGAAGGAGGGACGCGGCUGGACCCAGUGGAUUGAGGGUGAUGAGCUGCACCUGGAGAUGAGAGUGCAGGGUGUGAUCUGCAAGCAAGUAUUCAAGAAGAUGCACUGAAGCCCGGGCAGACCUUGGUUUGUGGAAUGAGUGGCUUGGAUGUAUGGUCCAGGAAGCCCCUCUUUACAUAGCAUGAGGUAGAAAUGUCCGGCCACCCCCAAGUAUCUGUCAGCAGUCUGUCUCUCGGCUGUCUGUCUCUUUUCCUUUUCUUAAAACAAAGCCAUUUCAAUAAAAGUGAUCUCUGCUCAAGGCUUCAAAA